AUGGCAGCCAAGGGAACAGCCAUUGGCAUCGACCUGGGCACCACCUACUCCUGUGUGGGGGUCUUCCAGCAUGGCAAGGUGGAGAUCAUCGCCAAUGACCAGGGCAACCGCACCACCCCCAGCUAUGUGGCCUUCAACGACACCGAGAGGCUCAUCGGCGACGCGGCCAAGAACCAGGUGGCUCUGAACCCAUCCAACACCGUCUUUGAUGCCAAGAGGCUCAUCGGGAGAAAGUUCAACGACCCCGUGGUCCAGUCCGACAUGAGGCACUGGCCCUUCCAGGUGGUGAGCGACGGAGGGAAGCCCAAGGUGAAGGUGGAGUACAAGGGUGAGAAUAAGACCUUUUACCCGGAGGAAAUCUCCUCCAUGGUGCUGACCAAGAUGAAGGAGAUUGCUGAGGCUUACCUGGGCUACAGUGUCACCAACGCUGUCAUCACUGUGCCGGCCUACUUCAAUGACUCCCAACGCCAGGCAACCAAAGAUGCUGGUGUGAUAGCUGGUCUCAAUGUCCUGCGCAUCAUCAACGAGCCAACUGCAGCCGCCAUUGCCUAUGGGCUGGACAAGAAGGGCAAAGGGGAGCGCAAUGUGCUCAUCUUUGACUUGGGAGGUGGAACCUUCGACGUGUCAAUUCUCACCAUCGAUGACGGUAUCUUUGAGGUGAAAUCAACUGCUGGUGAUACCCAUCUGGGAGGAGAGGACUUUGACAACCGGAUGGUCAAUCACUUCAUUGAGGAGUUCAAGCGUAAAUACAAGAAGGACAUCAGCCAGAACAAGAGGGCGGUGAGGAGGCUGCGGACAGCCUGUGAGAGAGCAAAGAGAACCCUGUCUUCCAGCACCCAAGCCAGUGUGGAAAUUGACUCUCUGUUUGAGGGCAUUGACUUCUACACCUCGAUCACCAGGGCUCGGUUAGAAGAACUAAACGCUGACCUGUUCAGGGGCACCCUGGAGCCAGUGGAGAAAGCUCUAAAGGACGCCAAGCUGGACAAAUCAAAGGUUCAUGAUAUUGUCCUGGUCGGAGGGUCCACCAGAAUUCCCAAGAUCCAGAAGCUGCUGCAAGAUUUCUUCAACGGCAGGGAGCUGAACAAGAGCAUCAACCCUGAUGAGGCCGUGGCCUAUGGGGCUGCUGUUCAAGCAGCGAUUCUGAUGGGGGACAAGUCGGAGAAUGUUCAGGAUCUGCUGCUCCUGGAUGUCACUCCUCUUUCUCUGGGUCUGGAGACGGCAGGUGGGGUCAUGACCACACUCAUCAAGCGUAACACCACCAUCCCCACCAAGCAGACCCAGAUCUUCACUACUUAUUCUGACAACCAGCCUGGUGUCCUAAUUCAGGUGUAUGAAGGUGAGAGAGCCAUGACCAAGGACAACAAUCUUCUGGGCAAGUUUGAGCUGAGUGGCAUCCCUCCUGCCCCUCGUGGUGUGCCCCAGAUUGAGGUGACUUUUGAUAUUGAUGCCAACGGCAUCCUCAAUGUUUCUGCUGUUGACAAGAGCACCGGCAAGGAGAGCAAGAUCACCAUCACCAACGACAAGGGCAGGCUGAGCAAGGAGGAAAUCGAGAGAAUGGUCCAGGAAGCUGAAAAAUACAAGGGCCAAGAUGAACAACAACGUGAACGGAUUGCAGCGAAGAACUCCCUGGAGUCCUAUGCGUUCAACAUGAAAAGCUCAGUGGAGGAUGAGAAAUUCAGGGGCAAGGUCAGCGAGGAAGACAAGAACAAAGUAACGGAAAAGUGCAACCAGACCAUUUGCUGGUUAGAAGCCAACCAGACGGCAGAGAAAGAAGACUUUGAGCAGCAGUUGAAAGAACUGGAAAAGAUUUGCAACCCAAUUAUAAGCAAGCUAUACCGUGGGGGCAUGCCGGAAGGUUCCUUCGCCAGCCAGGUUGGAAAGGAUACGCCUGGUGGACCAACAAUUGAGGAAGUUGAUUGA
Pristis pectinata (smalltooth sawfish) is the source of this 1920-nucleotide messenger RNA. Its product is annotated as heat shock cognate 71 kDa protein-like. The transcript has a single exon. Bases 1 to 1920 code for a protein of 639 amino acids. Gene Ontology annotation, cellular component: blood microparticle; cytoplasm; vesicle. The record is from RefSeq and is a predicted model, not a curated record. NCBI's taxonomy places the organism in Eukaryota, Metazoa, Chordata, Chondrichthyes, Rhinopristiformes, Pristidae. Gene Ontology annotation, biological process: cellular response to unfolded protein; protein refolding. Gene Ontology annotation, molecular function: ATP hydrolysis activity; ATP-dependent protein folding chaperone; ubiquitin protein ligase binding.